Saprolegnia diclina VS20 is the source of this 1170-nucleotide messenger RNA. RefSeq lists its product as hypothetical. The record is from RefSeq and is a predicted model, not a curated record. The transcript has a single exon. Gene Ontology annotation, cellular component: cytoplasm. Lineage: Eukaryota; Oomycota; Saprolegniomycetes; Saprolegniales; Saprolegniaceae. The coding region runs from base 16 to 1170 and encodes 384 amino acids. Gene Ontology annotation, molecular function: electron-transferring-flavoprotein dehydrogenase activity; flavin adenine dinucleotide binding.
CUCAACACUCCCAACAUGGUCCAGCAACAACACGUUGUCGUCAUCGGUGGCGGUCCUGCCGGCAUCCAGUUUGCCCAAGCGCUCGCGGCCAAGCUCUCGUCGACCGUCAAGAUCACCGUGAUCGAGAAGCAAAGCUUUACGUUUCACGCUGUCGGGAUUCCCCGCGCCCUUGUUGACAAGGCGUACGUCCCCAAACUCUUUAUCCCGCUCGACAAGGCGCUUCCGCCCAGUGUGACGCUUUUGCGCGGCGCGGCCGAGCGCAUCACCGACCACGAGGUGACCGUACGUGCGAUCGUCGAUGGCGCACUCGCCGAGUCGACGACGACCCUUCGCUUCGACUACCUCGUGUUGGCAACGGGCAGCAGCUACCCGGGUCCGAUCAAAGUGCCAGGCGACGUUGUCAACCGCGCGACCAUCCAAGCCGCGCUGCACGAGAGCAUUGACCGCAUUGCCGCUGCGUCCAGCGUCGUCCUCAUCGGUGGCGGCGCUGUCGGGUGCGAGAUUGCCGGCGAAAUUGCGAGUGCGUACCCGACCAAGACGGUGACGCUUGUCGACGGUAACCGCGAGCUCAUGGCGCACGCCGGUGUCUCGGCCAAGUUUCGCGCGCGGCUCGUCGCGAGCUUGGAAGCGCGUGGUGUCCGCCUCUUGCUCAACGAACGCCUCGCGCAGCGUCCGAGUGCGAGCUCGUUCGAGCGUCAGUCGCUGACCUUUGCGAGUGGCAAGACCCUCACGGCCGACGUGCAGCUGGUGACGUCGGGCAUGACGCCCAACACGCAGCUCAUGGCCGCCUUUCGCCCAUCGCUCGCAACGCCGCAAGGUAUCCGUGUCAAGAGCAAUCUCCAAGUCGACGACUCGUCACUGCAUCAUGUCUAUGUCCUUGGCGACGCGAGCAACCACCCGUCGCCCAAGCUGGCCAUGACUGCAGGCGAGCAAGCAGCGUUUCUCGCCAAGAAGCUGGCCAAGACCAUUCAGAAAGGCACGCCCGUGCCUCCGUUCAAGACAAGUGAGAUCACGGCCAUGCUUGUGCCAACGGGUCCGGGCGGCGGCGUUGGGCAGCUGCCCAUGUUUGGCGGCGUCGUCGUCGGCGACUGGCUCGUGCGCACCACCAAAGGCAAAGAUUACUUUGCGAGCAUGUCGUGGGGCAAGUGGAAGGCGACGUUGGCGCCUUGA